UACAAGACCCGCCCACUUGCCAAGUCGUCUUUCAGUCUGAUGUAUAAUAACCUUAGCAACAGCUGAGUUUAUCUUCAGUUCAUCUUUCUGAUUAUUUAUACUCGAUCUUUGAAGUUAAGUCUCCAGAAUGGCACAGAAGAUCAAGGCUGGAUCUGUUGUGGAGCUGCAGGGAGAUGAGAUGACCAGAGUCAUCUGGGAGCUGAUUAAAGAGAAGCUCAUCUUUCCUUACCUGGAGUUAGACCUGCACAGCUAUGACCUGGGCAUUGAGAACCGUGAUGCCACCGAUGACCAGGUGACCGUGGAAGCUGCUGAGGCGGUGCGUCGCUACAACGUGGGCAUCAAGUGUGCCACCAUCACGCCUGAUGAGAAUCGUGUAGAGGAGUUCAAGCUCAAGCAGAUGUGGCGCUCUCCCAACGGAACCAUCCGGAACAUCCUGGGCGGCACCGUGUUCCGCGAAGCUAUCAUAUGCAAAAACAUCCCACGCCUUGUGCCCGGCUGGACCAAACCCAUCAUCAUCGGCAGACACGCCCAUGGAGACCAGUACAAAGCCACAGACUUCGUUGUUCCUGGACCUGGACGAUUCGAGAUGACGUACACACCCAAGGAUGGAGGGAAACCUCUCAACUUUGUCGUCCAUGACUUUGAGGGCACUGGCGGCGUGGCUCUGGGCAUGUACAACACUGACAGUUCCAUCCGUGACUUUGCUCACAGCUCCUUCCAGAUGGCACUGUCCAAAGCCUGGCCUCUCUAUCUCAGCACCAAGAACACCAUCCUCAAGAAAUACGACGGCCGCUUCAAAGACAUCUUUCAGGAAGUCUAUGAGAAAGAAUACAAGUCUCAGUUUGAGGCUAAGGGGAUCUGGUAUGAGCACAGACUGAUUGAUGACAUGGUGGCCCAGGCCAUGAAGUCUGAUGGAGGAUUUAUCUGGGCGUGUAAGAACUAUGACGGAGACGUGCAGUCCGAUUCUGUGGCUCAGGGUUACGGCUCUCUGGGUAUGAUGACCAGCGUGUUGGUGUGUCCUGACGGUCGCACAGUAGAAGCUGAAGCCGCUCACGGCACAGUCACGCGUCACUAUCGCCAACACCAGCAGGGCAAAGAGACGUCCACAAACCCUAUCGCUUCCAUCUUUGCCUGGACACGAGGGCUGCUGCAUCGGGCCACUCUAGAUAAGAACAAUGAGCUACAGGUCUUUGCCCAGACUCUGGAAGCUGUCUGCGUUGAGACCAUCGAGGCCGGAUUCAUGACCAAAGAUCUGGCCAUCUGCAUCAAGGGCAUGGCCAAUGUGCAGCGUGCAGACUACCUGAACACCUUCGAGUUCCUGGAUAAACUGGCAGAGAAUCUGAAGAAGAAGCUGACGAGCCAACCCAAACUGUGAAGCUGUCCUUUAUACUCAACACACCCACGCUGACGCACUCAGAUCUCAAGCUCUUGUCCAGUGCCAAUCCAGGGGCACGGUCAACCUCUUCUCCUGGUCUGCACAAAGACACACACAGGACCAUACCACUACUGCCAGAGAAGGGCGCUUUCAUGUGGGAGAACGGAAAGCACCGUUUUAAAGGGUUAGAGAUGCCGUACACACAUACAGCCCUAACUGUUUUUAUAGUUUUAGCUAGAUUCCAGUCAGGAAUCCUGUACUUACUAAAUUAAUUUAAUACGUUUAAAGUGUCAGGUUUCUGCUCAAUCCUAGGCAUUAUUUUAAUAUUUAAUACAAAUGGUUUUAUUUCGACGACUUAUACAUUCAAACAAAUGAGACCUGUUCCGUCCAAGUCGUGUCAAGGUUUUCAAACACUUGUUGCCUUAUGUGUGUGUGUGUGUGUGUGUGUGUAGUGUCUUCUCAUCAUUAAUGUCAACAUACUAGCUCUAACAGCAGCAGAACAGAUUCUGAGAAAAUGCAUUUCCAUCAUGUUUUGUAGGCGUUUUCGAGUACGUGUUAAUAAAAUAAAUCAAUAAUAAUAACGGGACCAUAAA
Molecule: messenger RNA, 1968 nt
Organism: Tachysurus vachellii
Lineage: Eukaryota; Metazoa; Chordata; Actinopteri; Siluriformes; Bagridae
Gene: idh1
Product: isocitrate dehydrogenase (NADP(+)) 1
Exons: 9
Coding region: 128-1375 (415 amino acids)
Biological process (GO): isocitrate metabolic process
Cellular component (GO): peroxisome; mitochondrion; cytosol
Molecular function (GO): NAD binding; magnesium ion binding; isocitrate dehydrogenase (NADP+) activity
Source: RefSeq, a predicted model, not a curated record